Molecule: messenger RNA, 969 nt
Organism: Musa acuminata subsp. malaccensis (wild Malaysian banana)
Lineage: Eukaryota; Viridiplantae; Streptophyta; Magnoliopsida; Zingiberales; Musaceae
Product: CST complex subunit STN1
Molecular function (GO): nucleic acid binding
Source: RefSeq, a predicted model, not a curated record
AUGGGUUACAUCAUGAGGGACAUAAAUCAAACAGAUGGUGGGCGAAUCAAGAAGAUCGGAUGCCCAAAUGUACUCAAACCCCUAAUGGCCGUUCACGUGAAGCUUCUGGCCGCCGAUCUCCUCUCCCUCGCCGUCCACUACACCUCCCGCCCUCCCUCUUUCACCCGGAAGGGUAAACCCGUAUCGCGAGCCGAAGCCGUGGGCGUGGUGGUGAGCCGCGAGCGCAAGGACAAGUACCUCUCCUUCCUGGUGGACGACGGCAGUGGGUGCAUACCCUGCAUCCUCUGGCUCAACCACCAGUCCGACCGCGAGCGCGACCUCGGCGUGGCCGCUGAGAUGGCUCGCGAGGAGGCCGCAGCCGUGCAGCUGGGGAAACUGGUCCGGGUCAGGGGGAGGAUCACGGCGUACAGGGGGGUGGUGCAGAUAACCGUCGGGGAUGUGGUGGUGGAACGGGAUCCCAAUUCGGAGGUGCUGCACUGGUUGGAUUGCGUUAGGUUGGCCAAAUUCUGCUACGAUCCGCCUCCUUGAGCUCUUGCGGGAUGCAGUACACUACGGCUCCGACACACACCAAGCAUACGGGAAAAGAAGAAGAGUAUGAUCCUGAUCUCCUUUUGCAGAUGUUAGCAAAUACUUUCACGGAGGACCGGAAGCUUAGAAUGGCUAGCAACACUACACUAACUGUGACACCAAAUUUGCUGAUAAACCCCGAAUUCCUUGUCAGAUCGCAAGCUGAUAAACCUCUGGUUUGCAUUCAGAUAUCUGGUUCUUGUGAAAAAUGAAUGCUGAAUCAUCAUGUCAUAUUGGCGAAGAAGAAUAUAACGGACAAAGGUGUGAUCAUCUCUCUGUGAAAGAUUCAACUACAUUGCAAUGGGCAUUUUUCACUUGAGUUUUUUCUGUGCCAUUUUGACCAAAAUUUCUAGUUGGAGUAUGGUUUUGUGUGAAAUGUCUUUGAUACAUCAUUUGUUUCUC